Peronospora matthiolae is the source of this 294-nucleotide messenger RNA. NCBI's taxonomy places the organism in Eukaryota, Oomycota, Peronosporomycetes, Peronosporales, Peronosporaceae. The record is from the annotation of a GenBank genome assembly.
AUGUUCUAUAUGGCCAAUUGUAUGCGCAUCCUCAGCGACCAGUAUGGCGUCGUGUUCGUGCUGACGAACCAAGUUACGGGCGACUUUGACGCUCGCUCGACGACACAUGGGAACGGUCUGCGUCCCGCGCUCGGGCUCUCGUGGUCGCACUGCAUCAAUCAGCGUCUGAUGAUUACUAGGAAUACAGACACGACGGAACGACAGCUCGAGGUGGUUUUCUCGCCGCACUUAGCGGCAACAACCUGCGUCUUCCACGUCACGACUGACGGCGUCCGACCUGGGAGCGAAGACUGA